Molecule: messenger RNA, 2369 nt
Organism: Cuscuta campestris
Lineage: Eukaryota; Viridiplantae; Streptophyta; Magnoliopsida; Solanales; Convolvulaceae
Source: the annotation of a GenBank genome assembly
AGAUAAAAUUUGUGGUAGAAUUUAUUUUCAAAAAGUAUACUAUGUAUAUUGUUGUUUAUAUUGCAACGAACCUUAGCUCUUUUGGUAAAUAUUGAAAUAUGAAAGUAGAGUAAAGUCAGAAUAAUUCCACACGAGUGACUCAUGCUUUGCUCAAAUACAGACACAGACAUACGAUAAUUGUUUGUGUGACCCAUGGAUAAUGAUCUACCGUGUGAUACAAAUAUAAUUAUUGUUUGUGUGUGUGGUAUAAAAAGCAUGAGAGCCGAUGAAGCCCAACAUUUACGGCAAGCGCUCCUUCCGCCACAGCUCCAGUGUCGGCCGCCACCCCGCCGCCACCGAAUGGCCAAUGUCUAAUGUUACCAGUGAUCUAACAGUAGAAGUGGGAGGUGCAUCUUUUGCGCUUCAUAAGUUUCCACUGGUUUCACGGAGUGGAAGGAUGAGGAAAAUGCUAGCAGAUGCGGGCAAGGAACCGAAGAUUUCGAGGAUGAACCUAUCCGACAUCCCGGGCGGGUGCGAGGCCUUCGAGCUGGCGGCGAAGUUCUGCUACGGAGUGCCCGUUGACGUUUCCCUGUCAAACGUCGCCGUUCUAAACUCCGUAGCCGUCUUUCUGGAAAUGACAGAGGACGUCAGCGAGGGGAACCUCGAAUCCAGAACCGAAACCUUCCUCAACGACGCCGUCUUCCCCGACAUCCCCAACUCCAUCUCCGUCCUCAACCGCUGCGAACCUCUCCUCCCGUUCCCCGACGCCGGAACCGGCCUCGUCGGCCGCCUCGUCACCUCCGUCGCGAACAACGUCUGCAAGGAGCUGCUGACGUUACCAUUCCCGCCGCCGAAUCCAAACGCCGUCGACGAGGAAACCCUGUCGGAUUCCUGGGGGAAUGCUCUGGCGGUGUUGGCCGUUGAUUUCUUCGAGAGGGUUGUCUUUGCCCUGAGAGGGAAGGGUCUCAAGCAAGAGAUCAUAACAAAACUACUGAUAAACUAUGCCCGCAACUCUCUCCCCCGAGUCAACGACCCCCGACCCGGUCAUACCGCCGAUACGGAGGCGGAGAAGAAACAGAGGAUGAUUGUUGAGGCCAUAACAAACCUCUUACCAAAGACGUCAUCAAGGAAAGGGACGGCGACGGUCCCGGUGGCGUUCCUCUCGUCUCUGUUCAAAACCGCCAUGGCCGUUUCCGCCUCGGCUUCUUGCCGGUCUGAUCUGGAGAGACGCAUCGGCCUGCAACUCGACGAAGCCAUCCUCGAAGACAUCCUCGUACCUUCUUCCCCUUCUCCCAACAGCAACAACGAUGGGCCUCUUUUUGACACGGACUGCGUGGCUAGGAUUUUCUCGUUUUUCUUGAAUUUAAACCAGGACGAGGACGAGAACUACGAGGAUGAUCUCGUGGGAGACGUAGGGGAAAUGGGUUACGACAUGGACAGCCCGGGGUCACCCAAACAGAGCACGAUCAUUAAGGCGUCCAAACUAAUGGACGUUUAUCUAGCAGAAGUUGCGCUCGAUCCAAACAUGUCCCACUCGAAGUUCAUAGCCCUCGCAGAGCUUCUUCCCGACCACGCCCGUCCCGCUUCCGACGGACUGUACCGAGCCGUCGACAUUUUCCUCAAGGUUCAUCCUAACAUGUCUGAUUCAGAGAAGCACAGACUCUGCAAGACAAUCGACUGUCAGAAGAUGACGCAGGAAGCGUGCAGCCACGCCGCCCAGAACGACCGCCUGCCCGUGCAGAUGGCCGUCCAGGUCCUCUACUUCGAGCAGAUCAGGCUGAGGAACGCCAUGGCUGGUGGCGGCGGUUACACCCACCACCACCACCACCACAGCUACCAGCACCAGGCGUUCCUCGGCCCGAUGCGGUCGGGUAGCGCGGCGGGGAGCGCGUGCAUGUCCCCGAGGGACAACUACGCGUCGGUGAGGCGGGAGAACAGGGAGCUGAAGCUGGAGGUGGCGAGGAUGAGGAUGAGACUGACGGACUUGGAGAAGGACCACGUUUCCAUGAAGGAGGAGCUCGUGAGGCCGCACCGGGCGGCGGCUAACAACUUCCUCAAAUCGUUCACCAGGAAGCUCUGCAAAAUCAACAGCCUUUUCAGGGGAAAGGGCGGUGGUUCUUCCGAAGGCCGGUGCCGGUUUCAGAAGCGGAGGCGGCACUCGGUGUCUUAGCUAGCUUGUUUGAUAUAUGGUCAAAUGGAUAUAUGCUUUUGUUUGUUUACAUUUGUGGCCGCAACAACGCAGAAUUUGAAGCCAAAGUUGUUUGUGUACAUAUAGCUUAGCUUCUCCUUUUUUGUAUUAGGGAUGAGAUUAGUCUCAUGAAUUUUGAUGAUAAUCAUAUGAUAUUCCUCUUUUGUUUGUUUUCAUUAAUGAAAAAAUGCAAGUUUACGUG